Patiria miniata (bat star) is the source of this 6284-nucleotide messenger RNA. Its product is annotated as SPRY domain-containing SOCS box protein 3-like. Gene Ontology annotation, cellular component: SCF ubiquitin ligase complex. Gene Ontology annotation, biological process: proteasome-mediated ubiquitin-dependent protein catabolic process. Bases 335 to 1075 code for a protein of 246 amino acids. The transcript has a single exon. Lineage: Eukaryota; Metazoa; Echinodermata; Asteroidea; Valvatida; Asterinidae. Gene Ontology annotation, molecular function: protein binding. The record is from RefSeq and is a predicted model, not a curated record.
CCGCAGCUUUUUUUUUUUUUUACCGUCCGCCCGGCUAUAAAAACGCCACAUUUGUCGGUGAAAACUCGUCACAUCGGUGGUUGCAGUGCCGGGAGAGCAUCAUGUGAGUUUUUGCAGGCUCUUUGAGGCAAGGCCAGGAGAGUUGAGACCAGCAAUGUGCCGGCUUGGGAGUUGGAAACAUCGACGCAUCAAAUCGCACAAAUAAUCCACUCCGGUUGUUUUGCAUGCACGAGUCAUAGCGUUGUGUACGGGAAAAACCACCUUGCUAUCGUGAGUUGGAUACUGGUACCUGCGCACUUAUCAUAAACACUAUAUAACUACAUCAUCAUUCAAGAUGGCGACCACAUCGCCUCUGCUGCACGAAGGAUGCGAGGAUUUCUGGUCUUGGAGCCAAGCCGACAAAUCGCACGAGGUGAAACUCCAAGGAGCCCGGAACGAGACCGCCGUCUUCCACCCCAACUGGUCCAACGGCACGGCCGGGGUCCGGGGCACCCGGGUGCUGAACCGGGGCCGGUUCUACUGGGAGCUGCGGCUCUCGCGACGGGUGUUCGGCACCAGCAUGAUGUUCGGCAUCGGGACCAAGCGGACCCGGCUCCACAUCGACGAGUUCAUCAACAUGUUGGGGGAGAACGAACAGAGCUGGGGGUUGUCCCACAAGGGUCUCCUGUGGCACGGCGGCACCUCCACGCCCUUCACCGACCCCUUCCCUGAAAAACAGCCGACGACUGUUGGGUUGCUCUUCGACGGCAUCAAGGGAACUCUGACCUUCUACAAAGACGGGGUGUGCCUCGGGGAAGCCUUCACCGGGCUGAAUCGCUACACCUGCGAGCUCUACCCCUUCGUCUGCUCCACCGCGGCAAAAACAGAAAUGACCCUGGUCAACAUGAGGAGGAGAAUGGUUUCCUUGGAGGACAGGUGCUGCGUGACCAUAGCAACGCAUCUUCGAAGCGAGAGCGAGGCUGGAGGGCUGCUCCUGCCCGCGAUCUUGAGGAACAACAUUGUGCGUGAGUGUUCCCGUCAGUCUCAUGGUAGUGACCCUAUGGCCCCCUUAAAAGCCCCGUGCGGUGUGACAUGAAAUUUCAGCACUGAGAAAGUCUUUCAAGUGAAAUCUCAACAAUCUUUUGUCCUUUGUAAAUAAACUCUUUUCGCUGCCGCUGUCACUUUAUAUACUACCGCAAAAACCGCUAACAGUAACGACUUUGUGAACAAGAGAACUGCUACACAAAACUCAUAUUUGACCCAGGUUCGAAUUACUGUUUUGCAAAUGUUGUUACGCCCAGAACAGCUGAAACUUAUCCCUGCACAUCGUUUCGAACACACAUCAGUCGUCUGUUUCACCGGCAGCCGCCAUAUUGGCCGUCGGUGACGUCAUGUAAGCCGCCGACAUCUGUCACUUCGUGCAUAUUUAAUUUGGGAGCUUCACGCAGAGAAAACAAUAAACUGACAAAAGAAUCGAUACCAGAACACGCGUCCAGAUGUAUGUAGAGAUGAAUGUUUUUUAACAUCAAAACAUUUGGAAAAAACCCAUAACAUUUGGAGGAAAAAAACCCAUAAAACUGGUCUCAUGUAGGAAUUGGGACACGAUAAGAUAACACGCAAACGGCUGUUCCAUGAAUUCUUACUCUGUAUCUGAAAGCCAAAAAAAAAAAUUAUGGCUUCAUUGGUCCCGUUUCAUGAAAUGACAUUUAGCAGACAUAAAUUCAUGCGUCGGUGAAGGUAGAACAUUACAGAACGCAGAUGUGCACUGACGCAGUCAAUGCGCUCAUUUUUUUCUACAUCGACAAACAAACACGGAACAGGAACCUCACUACCAUUGUUCAACAUGGACAUGUUUGGCUGCCUGCGAUUGAUGACAUUUUCCUCAUUUAAAACCCCUUUUAGAAAUUCGUAAACCAGCAUCAGAAAUGUAGACAGUUCGCCGCAUCCUAUCAAAUUUCAGGAAGACUUAUACUGUGUUUUUGAUUAGGAUUUUUCGACAUGGAAAAGUGUGUGCGUACAACAGAGUAAUGUUCUUUUGCUGGUAUUGUCCACGGCGACGACUACAGUGCAUACAAGGCCGGCAAUUAGCACUUCUUUGUUCUCGCAACUAUCAGCAUGGCAACAGACGGCAGGAUUCCCAUGGCAACAGGAGGGCAUCCCGCGACCACGUGACCCACUCACGUCGGCAACGAGUCUUGGAGCGCUCUUUGUUCCUGUGUGCACGGGGCCAGGGAGUUUCAUCUGCGGGUCAGAAAAAAAAAACAUCGCCAGAAGACCGUGUCGUAUGGCCCGGCUGUCGCAUCGCAGAUAGACACGAUUGCUUGAUUGGACCUCGGGAAGCGGUGAACAGGAGGGCAGCGCAACCACCACCACAGAUCCGCCCGGUUGUAGGCCCCACGAGACCGGCACGCGCGACCCUUCGGGACACGGUGCUGCUGUUGACAUCCACGGAGUUUGGGCGGCGCCAUUAUCGUCAUCAUUAUCACCAGAGCUUGACAAAGUGAGAGGAGGCAGUCUAUUGGUUCCUUGGGGGAGGCGCUCAUCUUACGUGCUAUGUGAUUGGUCCAAAGGAUAGUCCUCAGUAACGGAGGUAAGGUAAUGGCCAUUAGUAUACAGGAGGACAAAAGAACAGAGCUAGUUCGGCCAGUGUGUAUAUGCUUCGGCCAUCAGUGUGAAUGUCAACAAACCAUUCGAUGGUAAAAUCUGCAAACAGUCGUUUAUAUUUCAAGAUGGCAAGCAUCUUUUAAGGAUGUCAAAAUCGUAUUAAUUCAAGGUGUAAAUGUGGAAAAGCAAACCCAUUUCCCCCGCAAAUUGUAUUAUGUUUUUCCUAAAUCCAGCGCAAUGACAAUAUUACGCAGCAUUAUGUAAAUAUGAGACCAUUUUUGCAUGAGUACUUCAUUCUGUUCUUCUAAAAGCUCCUCUGAUUUUUCUUCGUCUAAUAUGUAAGAUCUGAUUAUUUUUGACCGUAACUUUGUUGUGAAAGUCAAAAGUGUUCAACAAACAACUCAUAUCAAUGAACGUAGAUUAGAAAACUUAAUUAAUUCGUGAAAGAUUGUCUUUUUUACAAAUGUAAAUUAAUGAAUACACUUGCAUAAAUUUACAUACCAAUUACGUGUUCUCUGACAACUCAUCUUUCUGUUGAGUAGAUUUGUUUUUACAAACCUCACACGACCGAAGGGUACAAGACAGAAGUGUUUAUUGUAAAUAAGUGUUGACGUGUGUGGGCUUUCGGUUCGGGAGAGUUCGUUUAUGGCGAAGGCCAUAGGCCUACUGAGUUUUUCGUUCGUGUUCGUGUCUGUUUUAUGUGUUCGUUUAGAACGAGAACGUUAUGUACAGUGUACAUAAUGUUAUGUCUGGGUAUACGAGGCAGUGAGUUUGUUUAUAACGAACCCUGCACUCAACAUGUGUGAGCAAUCAACUCAUUUCAAGUAGAUGUAGUUCUGUAGUUAUUCAAAUUCCAAAAAAAAAAAAUUCAAAAAAAUGAAAAGGAAGGGGUUGCUUCGCAAAAAAAUAUAGAAUUUAGUCAAAAAAAUAAAAAAAUAAAGCAUAAAACAUGAAGAUUAUGGAACACUUGUUUCAACUUGGGGCGCCCCUCUUGAAUAAAAAAAAAGAAAACAAGUGGCUAGUCAACAUUUAGACAAGUUUCAGAAGGCACAGCAGCGUCAUGCAAUGGUUUUUUUCAUGAAACUACAUGAAGAAUAAUUUUUUUGGAGACUUCAAAACAAAACCUUCUCUUGCCUUGAGCUCAAGAGGGCGCAUCGGUUGUAAACAAGUGUUACGUCAUCAUAGACAAACAGUAUUAUUUCAUCAGAAACUAUAGUGGUUUUGUUUUUAGAGAUUUGAAAACGGAAACUGCCUGUGUAUAGUGUGUCUGCUCGACAAAAGUCAGACUUACUUUAACCCGCUCAAACGCUGCCUAUAACCGAAGUAGAUAUUAUUACUAGCAACUAGUUAAAGUAGUGGUGUUUAUUUGAGGAGUUUGAAUAGUUAAGAGACAGAUAUAGUAGUAGUAAAGACGAUGGUAAUGAUGAUGAGACUUGGAUUAAUCAGUUCAGCAGCUGCCGAGCAACAAUGCAAUUAUCCUGUCAAUACUUGGAUUUAAUAAUUUGAUAUUUUUAAAAUUAUGAAUCUAUCAAAAGUGGUCAUAAGGAUUUGAGUUUUCACUUCAAACCCAUUGUUGAAGGUCGCCAUGGCGCAGGACUAUAAAACUUUCACAAACCUGGAUUUAACAUACUCAUUGGAUGAUAAACAAACAACCAAAAAAAUUUUAAAACAAGAACUAGUCAGAUGCGCUGUAAAUGUAAUUAACUUGACACUGGGCCGGUAAUUACAAAUAUUUCUGAAAACUCGACAGUAUAUAACAAAAAUUCAACUGACCCCAAUAGUUAUGUAAUGUUAUACAAUAUGGCCCUGUCAUGGAAUGUGCAAUGAUUAAUUAUUACCACAUACAUAGUUAAUUACUUUGUCACUGUGUUAUGCUAACAAAUUCAGUACUAGCCCUUGUGUAGUUCAUGUUGCUAACAAUUGUGUUCAAAGCAGCUACUGCGUGAUUGUCACCAUCUACACUGUACUAAACGAAUGGUGCUUUGUAUUUCACUUUAACUGGGAUUAUGGCGCAGUAUUGAGCUAGUUCGGAUGCUUGACUAUCGUAAACUGUGGUAAGAGUGGUUUUCGUCACGUUAUGUUUUUUUGUGACGUGUUAACUAAUUUACUAAACGUUUACACAACAAUUACAGUCGACAAUAGCCGAGUAUUCGAGCUAGCUCUUUGCCGUAGAGUAGAAUUUAACUUAAGAUAUUCAUAACUAAUGUAAAUAGCGAUUAUGAUUACUAGUAAUGAUAGUUAGUAUGAAAUACUAAUCUAUUAUUACCAGUUGUGAGGCCGGGAAGGUGCAAUAUUGAACUAAAAUCUUUGUUAAUCUAUGUGAAUUGUGAUAAUCACAUAUAUUAUUGUGCAAGAAUACAUUCCAUGAUGUUGUAGCGUCAGUGAUAAAAUGUAGUGAUUUUUUUUUUCUGCGGGUGAUUUGUAGUGAUAUGAAGUGUAGUUUCUCGGCUGUGAUUGUAGUGAAUAACUUAGUUAUCAUAACGUAGUUAUCAUAACUUAGUUAUCAUAACUUAGUUAUCAUAUCUUCGUCGUUGUGUAUACACAUUUCACAUAUACCGCUAAGGUGUGCUAUUCUCAUUAGAUAUUUAGAGUUAUAGUGUUACGUUAUUCGUGUUUAUAAUUUUUCAUUGCUCGUUUGUAAUGUGUGAAGUGGUCUAUCCCUGGGGUGCAUGCGAGCAGAUUAUGCUUCGAAGCCCCGGAUGUACUUCAACCUCGUACAAACUUGCUAAGGAAUAAUACCUGUCUGUUUUAACAUGUCUCUCAGUACGUUUUACUUUUGUAUAUAGUAAUUGAUUGAUAUUUCUCCGAGCUAUGGAAUCUUGCUAUUCUUAUGUAGUGCAUCUUAGACUUGCUUCCUGCCGAGUACGCAGGCGCAGUCAUGUGAUCAGCAUAGGUGUAUUCAUAUGCGAGUAGAUUAGAAAAUGAAUUAAGCAAAAUUGUAUUCAAUAUAUUAACAACAACAACAACAACAACAACAACAACAACAACAACAACAACAACAACAACAACAACAACAACAACAACAACAACAACAACAACAACAACAACAACAACAACAACAACAACAACAACAACAACAACAACAACAACAACAACCAUUAAAGUAAUGUUCGAUAUGGUGAACACAUUCAGCUGGAUUAAUUGUCUUGUAUUCUUAAUUCAGUGUAAUUUGCAUAUUCAUCAUUGUUUCGGUUACACAAAAUGUAAAAAAAAAAGUCCUCUGAAUUUGACAUUUUAUGGAAAAUUUAACUUAAUGUUAAUUUAUUUUUGAAUUGAUCUAAAGUAAGAUAUUUGUGAAUGUAUUUGGUUCUUUACAAUUAACCUAUAUGUCCAUAUCACAUUAUCCACUUAUGAUGUACAUAUGUCUUAAUGCUGAAUAAAUUCCGAUUUAAUUUAUUCAUGAAUUACAUUUUAGCAUUUAGAUACAAAUAAGGUUGAUGAAUUUGUCUUUCUUGUAGCUAAUAAUUUUUCUGGAAGAAAGCCCCAAGUAUUUGUAUUCCAAGUAAUUUAUUAGAAAAAAAAUAUUUAUUGUGAUUGAUUUCUGAUAAUGAAUAUGGGAUGUGGUUAUUCUGUUGCCAUGGUAACUGAGUGACACAUUCAAGCAUCUGCCGUCAUAAUUGCCAUUCAGAGUAGUAAAGAGUCUAAGCGUUUCGUUCUUUCCUUAAUUUAUUCACAACGAAUAAAAAUUGAUUUGAGUUUUA